AUGAAGACAUCGCCUGCCAUGCUUGGAAUUGGGAAAUUUCUUUGGGUUCUCUUCCUAAUACCAGAUUUGUGCAUCUGGAGUAUUUGCGGAGAAGAGCCAUGCAAAGUACAACUUUACGUUAAGAGAAGUUCUGUACACCAUGUCCUGGCAGGCGAUUCCUUUGAACUGAAGUGCCCUGUGAAAUACUGUGGCCACAGACCUAAUGUGACUUGGUGUAAGCUUAAUGGAACCAACUAUUUACCUCUGGUGGAUAGACCCCAGAUACACAUGAGUUGGAAAGAAGGGGAGAAUAUUUCAGAUUUUAUUCUACAUUUUGAAUCAGUGCAUCCUAGUGACAAUGGAUCAUACAGGUGUUCUGCAAAUUCUACAUCUCAUGUUAUUCACAGCCACUCAACAGCCAUUUAUGUGACAGACACAAAAUCUGCCAGUAGACCACCAUCCAAGAAAGAGAUGGCAGACUCACCGUGGCUCCUUUACGGUUUGCUGGCUUCAGGAGGAUUGCCCCUGCUCCUUAUCACCUGCUUCUGCCUCCUCUGCUGCCUGAGAGGGCACCCAGGGAAACAAAAGAAGCCUUUUGAUGCUGCAGGAAGAGAAAUUAACCUGGUUAACAUGCCCCAGCUCAUCAGGGGUGAGCAAGCUGACGUGGGCACCAGGAAAAAUUCUCAAACACUGCCACCGGAAACUGGAAUUUAUGAUAAUGACCCCUGGUUUAAAAUGCAGGAAGGGUCUGAGGUUUAUUCUAACUCAGGCCUGGAGGAAACCAAACAGGGUAUUGUUUAUGCUUCCCUGAACCAUGCUAUCAUUGGAAUGAACCCAAGACAGGCAAAAAAUGAGAAAGAAGAACCUACAGAAUAUGCAUCCAUAUGUGUGAGGAGUUGAGUCUAGUUCUGACCCUAAGCAGUGGUCAGUAAAUGGUUAGCACAUCAACCAUUGCUAACCAAUAGUUAGCACGUCAAUGCCAUUGCUGGGACCCAAAGGAUGUCAAAUAACAUCUCUCAACUUGGCAGUUUUCAC
Lepus europaeus (European hare) is the source of this 1014-nucleotide messenger RNA. RefSeq names its product B and T lymphocyte associated (gene BTLA). Gene Ontology annotation, biological process: immune response-regulating cell surface receptor signaling pathway. Gene Ontology annotation, cellular component: plasma membrane. Gene Ontology annotation, molecular function: signaling receptor activity. The transcript is spliced from 6 exons. The coding region runs from base 1 to 879 and encodes 292 amino acids. The record is from RefSeq and is a predicted model, not a curated record. NCBI's taxonomy places the organism in Eukaryota, Metazoa, Chordata, Mammalia, Lagomorpha, Leporidae.